Molecule: messenger RNA, 3161 nt
Organism: Chaetura pelagica (chimney swift)
Lineage: Eukaryota; Metazoa; Chordata; Aves; Apodiformes; Apodidae
Gene: REPS1
Product: RALBP1 associated Eps domain containing 1
Exons: 19
Coding region: 10-2244 (744 amino acids)
Biological process (GO): endocytosis; endosomal transport
Cellular component (GO): cytoplasm; plasma membrane
Molecular function (GO): protein binding; calcium ion binding
Source: RefSeq, a predicted model, not a curated record
UUUCAGAUUAUGGAGCUCUGUGGUGCAACAAGACUUGGCUAUUUUGGAAGAAGUCAAUUUUACAUUGCUUUGAAACUUGUUGCUGUGGCCCAAUCUGGUCUCCCUCUAAGAGUGGAAAGUUUAAACACAGUAAAGGACCUCCCUCUUCCCAGAUUUGUUGUGUCAAAGAAUGAACAAGAGUCAAGACACACAGCUUUGUAUUCUUCAGAUGCCGAUAACCCAGCUUCAUAUUCAGGUGUGAUUCCUCCUCCACCUGGCAGGGUACAAGUCAAAAAAGGCUCCGUGAGCCAUGAUGCAGUUCAGCAACGUACAUCAACUGAUCAACAGGAGUCCACAUCUCCAGUUGUUUCACCACAGCAAUCCCCACCAACCUCUCCACAUACAUGGAGGAAGCACAACCGCCAUCCCAGCGGAGGGAAUAAUGAACGGCCUCUUGCUGGACCUGGGCCUUUUUGGGCUCCAUUUAGCGAAGCACAACCAGGCUCAUCUACUUCUAGUGAUCCCAUAUGGUCUGGGCAUUCACCACCACCCCAUCAAGAAAAUUGGGUCAGUUUUGCAGAUACCCCACCAACCAGUGCUCUUUUAGCCAUGCAUCCUGCUUCUGUCCAGGACCAGACAACAGUGCGAACUGUAGCAUCAGCUACAACAACAAAUGAAAUCCGUAGGCAAUCAAGUAGUUAUGAUGACCCUUGGAAAAUAACUGAUGAACAAAGGCAGUAUUAUGUUAAUCAGUUUAAAACCAUUCAACCUGAUCUAAAUGGAUUUAUACCAGGAUCUGCAGCUAAAGAAUUUUUCACUAAGUCAAAACUACCUAUUCUUGAACUUUCUCAUAUUUGGGAACUCUCAGAUUUUGAUAAAGAUGGUGCACUGACAUUGGAUGAGUUCUGUGCUGCAUUUCAUCUGGUAGUUGCUAGGAAGAAUGGGUAUGAUUUGCCAGAAAAGUUACCUGAAAGUUUAAUGCCCAAACUGAUUGAUUUAGAAGACUCAACUGAAGUUGGGGAACAGACUGGUGAGGUAGGUUACUCCAGCUCUCCAGCAGAAGCACCUCCAAGCAAGUCUCCAUCAAUGCCAUCCCUAAACCAGACCUGGCCAGAAUUGAAUCAGAGCAGUGAGCAGUGGGAGACAUUUAGCGAACGCUCUUCAAGCUCACAAACUCUGACCCAAUUUGAUUCUAACAUUGCACCAGCUGAUCCUGAUACUGCAAUUGUACACCCAGUUCCAAUAAGAAUGACUCCAAGCAAAAUCCACAUGCAGGAAAUGGAGCUUAAAAGAACUGGAAGUGAUCAUGCUAACCCUACUAGCCCACUACUUGUGAAACCACCUGAUCUCCCAGAAGAAAACAAAAUGAGUUCAUCUGUAAAAUUCACAGCUGGAAAUACAGUUAAUGGUUACAGCAGUUCAGACUCCUAUACUUCAGAUCCAGAGCAAAUUGGAAGCACCGUAAUACGGCAACGAUCCCAUUCAGGAACAUCUCCAGAUAACACUGCACCACCGCCACCCCCUCCAAGGCCUCAUCCGUCUCAUUCUCGAUCAUCAUCUUUAGAUAUGAACAGAUCCUUUUCAGUCACCCCAGGACAGCAACAGGCUGGAGUUGUUGCCUAUCCCCCUGCAGUGCCUCCAAGACCACAGCCUUCACAGGGUGCAGGUCCUCAUGUGCAUCGCCCAGUAGAUGCUGAAGGCCUAAUAGCUCAUACCAAUACCUCACCUCAACAAAUACCAGAACAGCCAAAUUUUGCAGACUUCAGCCAGUUUGAGGCAUUUGCUGCUUCAGGUGUGAACAAAGAGGAAGAAGAUGAAAUUGAAACACACUCAGAAGUCUUGCAGGUUGAAAAGCCGUCUGAUUCUGCAAGUUCUCUUAGAGUUGCCAAAGCAGAUGGAAGAGUUGAAGACAAAGCUCCUGCUAAUGUCCCCACUAGUGUGAGUAAAGGCACUACUCCACUUGCUCCACCACCAAAGCCUAUUCGCAGAAGAUUAAAAUCAGAAGAUGAGCUAAGACCUGAAGCUGAGGAACUUUCACAGAAAACAGGUGUCAUAGCUGCUGUUCUUGCUUCACAGCCAUCUAUUCCUAGAUCAGUGGGAAAAGACAAGAAGGCAAUUCAGGCAUCAAUCAGGCGUAACAAGGAAACCAACACUGUUUUGGCCAGAUUGAAUAGUGAACUGCAGCAACAACUAAAGGAUGUUCUUGAAGAGAGGAUCUCCCUGGAAGUCCAACUGGAACAACUUCGACCCUUCUCUCACCUCUAAGCCUACUGCCGUUAACUGUGAAUUUACUAAUUUUGAAAGGGGUGUUGGUUUCAAAGCCUAUUUAAAGAUCCAUGCAUCUAGCUCAGUGCACUGUAUUCUACAUUAAAUGUUGUGGUUCUGUUUGGUCAAUUUGUCCACUUUUGUAUUUAAGUAUUUUAUUUCAGUACAGAGAAAAAAAAACAAACCUUUUUCCUUGAAUGUGACACUGCCUCUCACAUCAUUUUCUGUGGGCAUCCCUGAUCUUCAUUGGACUUGAGUUUGCAGAGUUUGUCGCCAAAAUUUCCAACUGGAAUUUUUUAGUGGUUUCUUUUUUUUCCCAUUAAAACACUGUUGCAGAAGAGGAUUGCUAAUCAACUUACUUUAAACUUUAAGCACAUAAACUCUUCUUUUGUUAUGGCAUUUAUUUUAUUGUGCCAGAAAAGAGAAAAACUAGUAAUGUCAUUAGCCAAUGUUACUUUCCAAGCUGCCUUUCACAAUUGGAAAGUUGUUCACAAUUGUAGAAAGCCUGCCUCUCCGCAAUAAACCCACUAAUCCAGGUUGACAGAGUUCUUGCAGGCUAUUUGCCGUAUCAUCUGGAUUUGAUUUUGGUUUUGUUGCAUACAUUACAGAGUAUGUAACCACAGAUUGCCAGGUGUUCACAUUUUAUCCAUUCAUGGUCCUGAUUCAGCUGCAUGUGUAUAAAGAUCUAGGGUACAAUUGGUAGUCUCUCAAACAGACCUUUUUCAGUCCUCCCUUUGUGAAAUGUUGGGUGUAAAUCCCCAGCAUAUUAAUUACACAUUCCCUAAGCACCACCUGUAAUUGCAUGUUUCACACAUUACCUUUUAGUAACAGAUCACAUCCACCAGUCUUCACUAUAACAAAUUGUACUGUCAAGUAACGUGUCAAUACCUCUAUGAACUUCUACUUCCCAGCAAAAA